This is a messenger RNA of Penicillium malachiteum, 3120 nucleotides long. RefSeq names its product putative C2H2 finger domain protein. The transcript has a single exon. The record is from RefSeq and is a predicted model, not a curated record. Lineage: Eukaryota; Fungi; Ascomycota; Eurotiomycetes; Eurotiales; Aspergillaceae. The coding region runs from base 1 to 3120 and encodes 1039 amino acids.
AUGGAAGGCAGAUACGACCUAUUCAGGUUAUGGGAAAGUCAACAGAAUCAAGAGGGUAACGCUGCCUGGACACAUCCAGCAUUCGCAGAUGCUGCACGAGCUGCCGACCUGACGUGCACCCGCUACAUGGAACAUGCUGCUCGCUGGCGGGCGCAGCAAACACAACACGAUUCGCAACCGCAGUCACACUCGCAACCGCAACCGCAACCGCAACCACAACUGCAGCCGCAGCAGCAGCAGCAGACCCAUCCGCCACGACCGCAGCCGCAGUCGCAGUCGCAACAGCAACCACGGCAGUUUCCAUGGCCGCAGGAUCCACCAUAUCAGCAUCCGCAGCAGCGUCCACAGCAGCAUCCUCAUCAGAAAUCACAACAGCAGAAUCCCGGUAGACCGAUACCAUACUCUCCACGGGAUUUGAAUGACGCUUAUCUUCGAGGUCGCUAUGAGGACCGUUCAACGCCAGCUAGCCAGGCACCUAGUGAACAGUAUGUGAAGCCGCCUGAUAUUGGGCCACCGACUUCAUAUCAUCGGUGGUGCCAAGGCUCUAUCUCCGCGAAUCCGCCCUCGCAAUCACCGCAGCAGCCAGUUGCUACCUCACAGCCCUCGCAGACGGCAGUAAGACAGGAAAGGAACGCACAAAGUCCUGCUUUAUCCCAGCCUCAGCCCAAGCAUCAGCCAAUGCGACAAUUUUCCCCACCGAAUCCGAGGAAUUCAACUCCAAUCUCUGUCAGCCAAGAGCGAAGCUUGACCCCUUUGCAACCUACCCACAUCACCAGAAUUACGCCAAGUUCGAAUGGACUUCUAGCGCAGCGUCAGAAAACACGGCAAGACGAACCUGAGCGGUCCAGAACCCCCAGUGAUCAAUCGCAACCAAGAAAUCAGCCUUCGUCAAUACAAGAUCGUCGAGAGUCGUACCUUGGCACCGACGUGUAUCCCGCAAACUCCCCAAAGGGAGAUCCAUACACGUCUGCAGCUCGAACUACACUUAGUCCGAAUUCGUCAAAUCGGCCUCAUCCCAGUGCCCCAAAGUCAUCUUCGGUCGCUAAUCAGCCUGCACCUCAGAGCACCCUGGACACGACUUCGGCUUCGACUACUAAAAGUCUUGUCAAAAGCGCAUCCACCCCCGCCGUAUCGUCUUCGCCUAUCUUCCGGCCUUAUAUCCCCGGAGAGAAGCGCGGGAGUCAUUCCAGUACUUCUUCGUCCACGGCACAGGCUACGGCUCCAGAGAGGCGGCGGAGUACAACGGAAGUCCAGGCUGACUCUGCCAAAAUUGCACAGUCUCGCCCUUCAACUUCAGCUCUACUGGACACCGCAGUCGUUAAAGGACCACCAGCAGAAACUUCUCAACCCGUUCAACCGGAUCACUCUACUACAAAGGGUCCUCGAGUCAUAGAUACCUCUCCGGCUCCCUCUCUGCCCAGUGCAACUCAAGAGAAGCCCCAGCAAUCGCAAUUGUCUUCCUUGAACCGGCCUUGUAGUCCACUACGUCGAGCCACUCCAGUCCCCCAAAAAGCUCUGCUAUCCUCUCGGAUUCAAGGUAAAGAUCGUUCCAAGCCUGGCCCACAAGCAGACAGAACAUCAGGUCCGACACCUGUCAUGCCCACGCAUUCAUCUACUCCUAUGGAUUUGGAUGAAAGUUCACCUGUCAAUACCCAGCCGGUCCCACGAGCGGAAUCCCUCAGUGCUAUCCCUUCUACCCAGCCACCUGCAGGGCCCUCAAGUCCUUUGCCAGCCCCUUCAUCAGCUCCCUUGAGUAGCGUUUCUCCUCGACAGCAUGGGCAUCCGCCGAAACACUUGAAUAAAUCACCACACCUUCGUAACAUCAUAAACUCAUCUCACCCGCCUCCGGCGAGCAAUGGCUCAAUGGGUCCUCCAGCCCAGCAGAUCCAGCCACCAGCUGGCCCAAGUUCCGGCGAGCAACUUCCUGCACCGAAAAGGCAGGAACUGAAUGAUGGCUCUCAGGAUGCAGACGGUCAGCCGAAGCCAGUGAAGAGACAUCGUCAUCGUUACCAGUCAUGGCAAACCCAGCUUCGACAGCGGCCAGAGUUGACCCAGCCGUUGAAUCCCAAUGAUGCAGAGGUCAAGCUUACUUACGAUCCAACCACAAUCGCACGAGACGUCUUGAUUGCAGCUGCAAAACACCCUAGUGAAGAGCCGCUCAACUAUCACCUCAGUACCCUCCAGAAAAAUAUGUGGUCUAUGGAUAUGGGGGCGGAUCUCACCACAAUUCGCUGGGAUCUCAUCGACCCUAUAGUUCCACGUGACCCCUCUCACCGCCCACCGUCGCGUCCACCUGUGCCCGCUCCCGCACCCGCACCCGCGCCCGCGCCCAUGCAGCCAAUCAACACGAGCAGGCCAUCAACUUUGAACCCUCCGCAAGCUUUGGAUCCUCGAGCUCAUAUUCAUUCUUUUGCUUUUAAACCACCUUCUUAUCACACCGUCCCCCAACUCCCGCCUGCUGUCUCGCCGUAUUGGCCGCCGUCGCAACCAGCGGUUCGUUAUCCCAUACCUGCGCCCAGGCCUACCCCAUCGAAUCCCGUGACUCCAGCAACGAUUCAAAUUACCAAACCGCCCUCAUCUUCAAAGCCAACCGUCAUUCCUCCAGCUACUAACGCAAAGGACAUUCCUUCGACUGCUAAACCAAAGGUCAUUCCCCCGUCUCCCAAGGCAAAGGUGCCGUCCCAGUCUCCGCGAACUCGAAACUUCGCCCAGCCGCAAGUGGUUAUCCAAUCCCCACAAAAAAUGCCCCCCAUCAAGCGGCGACCCGGACGACCCAGAUUGGCAGACAAAGUUGAAAAAAUGGACAAGGUCGAAAUCUCUAUUCCCAGCUCAAGCACGGAGCCAACUCAAGACUUCCCAAUCUUUCCUUGCGGAUGGGAGGGUUGUCAUGGAGAGCUUCACAACCUGAGUCUACUUCAGAGCCAUGUCCUGAAAAUCCAUGUUCCACACAACCUGGUAUGUGGCUGGAAGGGAUGUGACGAUGGUACACCCAGGGCAGCUGCCGCUAUGUGGGAGCAUGUGCGAGACAAGCAUAUCAUGACCUUUGCUUGGACCCUAGGCGAUGGUCCUACGGUGCCUGCACCUGGUGAGCGCCUUGAUUUGAAUGCAUCCAUACUUUGA